Molecule: messenger RNA, 1468 nt
Organism: Indicator indicator
Lineage: Eukaryota; Metazoa; Chordata; Aves; Piciformes; Indicatoridae
Gene: IDH2
Product: isocitrate dehydrogenase (NADP(+)) 2
Exons: 11
Coding region: 85-1284 (399 amino acids)
Biological process (GO): isocitrate metabolic process
Cellular component (GO): mitochondrion
Molecular function (GO): magnesium ion binding; NAD binding; isocitrate dehydrogenase (NADP+) activity
Source: RefSeq, a predicted model, not a curated record
CUGUGCCCGGCCCCCGCCACCGCCGUGGGGCAGCGGCGACACUAUGCUGACAAGCGGAUCAAAGUGGCCAACCCGGUGGUGGAGAUGGAUGGGGACGAGAUGACACGGAUCAUCUGGGCCUUCAUCAAGGAGAAGCUCAUCCUGCCCAACGUGGAUGUCCAGCUUAAGUAUUUUGACCUGGGUCUGCCGCACCGGGACAAGACUGAUGACCAGGUCACCAUCGACUCGGCGCUGGCCACCCAGAAGUACAGCGUGGCUGUCAAGUGUGCCACCAUCACUCCGGAUGAAGCCAGGGUUGAAGAGUUCAAGCUGAAGAAAAUGUGGAAGAGCCCCAACGGCACCAUCCGAAACAUCCUGGGGGGGACGGUCUUCCGUGAGCCCAUCAUCUGCAAGAACAUCCCGCGCCUGGUGCCCGGCUGGACCAAGCCCAUCACCAUCGGCAGGCAUGCCCACGGUGACCAGUACAAAGCCACUGACUUCGUGGUGGGCAAGUCCGGGACGUUCAAGAUGGUCUUCACGCCAAAGGACGGCAGCGGGGUGCAGGAGUGGGAGGUGUACAACUUCCCCGGCGGAGGCGUGGGCAUGGGCAUGUACAACACUGAUGAGUCUAUCACAGGCUUCGCUCACAGCUGCUUCCAGUACGCCAUCCAGAAGCGGUGGCCACUCUACAUGAGCACCAAGAACACCAUCCUGAAGGCCUAUGAUGGGCGCUUCAAAGACAUCUUCCAGGAGAUCUUCGACAAGCACUACAAGACAGAGUUUGACAAGCUGAAGAUCUGGUAUGAGCACCGGCUCAUCGAUGACAUGGUGGCACAGGUGCUGAAGUCCUCCGGUGGCUUCGUCUGGGCGUGCAAGAACUAUGAUGGGGAUGUCCAGUCAGACAUCCUGGCCCAAGGCUUUGGCUCCCUGGGGCUGAUGACUUCCGUCCUGGUGUGUCCGGACGGGAAGACCAUCGAGGCGGAGGCAGCCCACGGCACUGUCACCCGCCACUACCGCGAGCACCAGAAGGGCCGACCCACCAGCACCAACCCCAUCGCCAGCAUCUUCGCCUGGACGCGUGGCCUGGAGCACCGGGGCAAGCUGGACAGUAACCCAGACCUCAUCAAGUUUGCUCAGACGCUGGAGAAGGUCUGCAUCCAGACUGUGGAGAGCGGGACGAUGACGAAGGACCUCGCUGGCUGCAUCCAUGGACUCGCCAACGUGAAGCUGAACGAGCACUUUGUGAACACCAACGACUUCUUGGACACCAUCAAGAACAACCUGGACAAGGCCCUGGGCAAGUAGCAGUGUGGCAGGGAGUGUGUGUGGGGUCACCAGGACCCCCCACUGUCACCAUCACCCUGAUGGAUGGGCACCCAGCACCACCCACUCCCUGGCACAGCCCCCCAGCAGCCGAAUCAUUUUUGUAAGUGGUUGUCUUACAAGUGUCUGCAAACUUUUCUAGGGGUGAGUAGGGCUGAGGAAGGGU